UUGUCCUAAUCCUGAGUUCAGUCUCGUGUGAGAACAGGACAUGAUCUGAUGCCCACCAACAAAACCAAAAGGGGUGUGUGUGUGUCCCUGCCAGAACCAGUGAUGGCCGACCUGCAGCCUUCACACCAGACUGACCAGCCGCUGAACAAGUUCCAGCAGGGACACCUCCCCAACGGAAAUCAAGCGCCUGGAGAUGGCCUGCAGGCCAGAGGCCAGUGGGCCAGCAAGGCGGAGUUCCUCCUGGCCGUGGCUGGACAGAUCAUCGGGCUGGGGAACGUCUGGAGGUUUCCAUACCUCUGCUAUAAAAACGGAGGAGGCGUGUUCUUUGUGCCCUACCUGUUGUUCCUGGUACUCUGUGGGAUCCCUCUGUUCCUCCUGGAGACCUCUCUGGGGCAGUACACCAGCCUAGGGGGGGUCAGUGCCUGGAGGACUAUCUGCCCAUUAUUUGGAGGCCUCGGCUACGCCAGCCAGGUGAUGAUCCUGCAUGGCUGCGUGUACUAUAUUGUCAUCCUGGCAUGGGCCCUCUUCUACCUGUGCUACAGCUUCCAGGCGGAGCUGCCGUGGUCGCACUGCAACAACACGUGGAACACCAAUGCGUGCGUUUUGUUCGAGCACUUCAACCAGAGCACCAACGGGAGCAGCCUGCCGGAGAAUGCCACCUCUCCUGUCAUGGAGUUCUGGGAACGGGAGGUGUUGCGUCUGUCGGACACUUUAGACGAGCUGGGUCCAGUCAGCUGGAAGCUGGUUCUGUGUCUGGCCGCCGUCUGGCUGGUCUGCUACUUCUGUGUCUGGAAGGGGGUGAAGUCCACCGGAAAGGUGGUGUACCUGACGGCCACCUUCCCGUACGCCAUGCUGCUUGUGCUGCUGGUGCGCGGCGCCACACUACCCGGGGCAAUGCAGGGCAUCGUCUACUACCUCAAACCCAACCACACGCGCCUGGCCGACCCACAGGUGUGGAUGGAUGCAGGAACCCAGGUCUUUUUCUCCUACGGAAUCUGCUUGGGAAGUCUCACAGCUCUGGGAAGUUACAACAAAUACAACAAUGACUGCUAUAAGGAUUCCUUCCUGCUGUGUCUCCUGAACAGCAGCACGAGCUUCCUGGCAGGCUUCGCCAUCUUCUCCGUGCUGGGCUUCAUGGCUGAAGAACAGGGCGUGGACAUCGCCGCUGUGGCCCAAUCAGGUCCGGGUCUGGCCUUCAUCGCUUACCCGAGAGCCGUAGCCAUGAUGCCUCUUCCUCAGCUGUGGGCGGUCUGCUUCUUCCUCAUGAUCAUCAUGCUAGGUCUGGACACACAGUUUGUGAGCCUGGAGGCCCUGAUGACCUCGGUCACAGACCUGUACCCCCACCUGAUCCGCCGCGGCCGGCGCCGAGAGCUGCUGCUGCUGGUGGUGUGUGUCGUCUGCUUCCUGGUCGGACUGGUCAUGGUCACACCGGGUGGUCUCUACGUGUUCCAGAUCUACGACCACUUCUCCUGCAGCGGAGCCAGCCUGCUGCUCCUCUCCAUCUUUCAGUCAUUAGCCAUCGGCUGGGUCUACGGAGCCGAGCGCUUCAGCUCCAACAUCAGAGACAUGACCGGCUACGACCCGCUGCCCGUCUUCAGGCUGUGCUGGAAAUACCUGACCCCAGCCGUGUGCACCGCUACGUUUAUCUUCUCGCUGGUGCGCUGGUCCCCGCUGGCUCUGGGUAAAGGGCUGGUGGCUCCGCUCUGGGCCUCCACGCUAGGCUGGCUCCUCACCCUCUCCUCUGUGUCCCUGCUGCCCAUCUGGGCCAUCUACGCUCUCGCCACCACCCCGGGAACCCUGGCACAACGUUUCCAGUUUCUCUGCAGUCCCACCCCAGUGUCCUCUCCGGCCUUCAGCCACAUCUCCACCAGCAGCUCGCUGCUCACCUACAACCCCGUGCGCCCCUUCUCCGGGAAACCGAAGGAACAAAUGGUAGAACUGAUCCAGGAGAAGACCACAUGACUAUAAUCAGCAUCGCGUGUCGCUGCUCAGCCAACCGUGUGUGCCGAACAGGAAGUUUAUUCCCAACAGAAGGGCGGGAUCCUCAUCAGAUCAAAAGACCUGCUGCGUCUUACGGGAGCAACGCCGCUCGCUUACACACGCUUAAAACUCGUUGAGCGACCAUGUUUACAUUCAAGAAGAUGCCUACAGGACAUUCCUGCUAAUCCCAAAACAACCAGUUGGAAAGUUUUCACUCCUGGAUCACAACCACUUCCCUAGCAUCUUCUUUAUUGUUUACGUUACUGUACACAAGGACCAACUCAUCACAGCCGUUUUAACGCACAAGUUAGAAACGCUAAUGUUUGUUUUGUCAGCAUCGUUCCAGCCUAACCCUAUACUCUCUAUGAGAGACGGAUCUCCGCUCGUGCUAGCUUGGCUUCUGAGACGACUCCAUGAGUCGCGCCUGUAGGAGCUAGCAUAGUUCGAAUGGUUUCCAGCAAGUUGUACGGCCAGACCGAGUCAAGGUAAUGCUCCAGUUUUAAUUAGCCAGGUAGCGCUUUUGCUGCCAGUAUACCAACAAGGUAACGUGAAGAGUUCGUUCAGUCAGUCAAAACUAGCUGUUAGCUUAUCAGUCCACUCAGUACUCUCUGAGCUGAGGCUGUUUAAAGAGCCACAGGUAAGAUGACUACUACUUUAAAGCUUCUGAACUAUUGCUUUAAUCUGAUUAUUUAUUAGUUGUGAAGUGAAUGCUAGAAUGUGCAGUAAUUAGUCUUUUUAUGAUGCAGUGUAGAAUUCAAUUUUUUAAAGAAAAUGAAGGCAUUAUUAGCUGAAAGCUGGAAACAAAGAGAAAAUCUAAUUGAGUCAGCGCGUAUUCUAGGGAUGCAGCAAUACACCGCUUUACUGAUUCAUUUUUUUAUUGGUUGUGUGAAGGAACUCAAGAUUUCUCCACUUUUAUAAAAUAAGGUAGUGCAGUUACGUCAUAUCUGUUACGUGAACAUCAUCCUUAUGUCCUUAUGCUAGCUGGCACUAGCAUCGCUAGCAGGCGCAUGCACGAGUAGUGCUAAUGGGCACUAGCAGCGGUAAUUAGUGCUAGCAACGCUAACAGGCAAUAGUGGUGCUAAUACUUCCUGGCAUUGCUACCAGACAUUAAAAGUGCUAAAAGGGGCUAGCAGCGCUAACAGGUGCUGUCACUACCUAGUCUGGAGUUAGCAUAAAUGUGAUGCAAGUCACCAAACUCACGUUAAAGCUGUGUUCGUUUAAAGAGCCUCUUAACCAAUAACAACUCUUUUUUGCGAUAAAUGUAAACGUUUUCUCAGACAAUCGUGUUCCUGCGAUGCUCUGACUCCGCUACAGACCCAGCUCAGAGUUGGAACAAUUUAUAGGAAAAUCAAAAUCUAUUUUUUUGUUUUGUGAAUUUAUUGUUUGUUUAGUUGUUUAAAAAGUUCGACUGUAUCUUUUAUAAGAAAAGCUAAAGUGGAACAUAUUAUGGUCUAUUUUUUAGGAUGAUCGUAGAAAGCUUCACGGCUAUGAGGUUAGUCUGAAUUUUACAGAUAAAAAUAGUAUCUUGUUGGGCUGCAAGAAACUGCAAUAAAAUCUGCACAUUUCACACUUUAUUAUUCACUAUCAUAUGUCAAAACUGCAAAUAAGUUGUUACAUUUUUAGCCAUAGCCAAGUUGCAGCAAAUGGUAUAGCAUAGCUCUUCUACAUUAGCAUUAUGCUAAUAGGCGCUGGCAAUGCUAGCAUCUAUCCGUAGUCUGCAAUAAACAGAAAUGUGGUGUAAAUCACCAGAACCCACAGAAAUUUCAUGUUAAAGCUAAUCGUGUGAACACUUCUUUUGCGUUACUUACUCAGGAAGGGAUCAGGCUUCGUGUGUCACAUCUAAAAUGGUCCCCAGUGAACAUGGUCAGUCUUUCUGACAGGACAACACACAGUGAUGGCAUGUUCAAGUACUUCAAGAUCUAAUCUCACCAUGUUGUCCUUCACAAGUCAGAACUUACACGAGUUUUCCACAAAUGCAUAAGUUUCGCGUAGCGUCCGCUAAGCAUAAUACGCAGCUACUAGUCGUCUUUGGGUGGGAUUCCACCUGCCACAAAGCGAUGCGUCUUCGACACGUCCCAGAAGCAACGUGUUGCGCAUGCUUUGCUUUAGAUUGGGCUGGACGAGAACAUGGGAUCAGUGUGACAUUUUCGGCACCUUUCAAAAUAAAAGACAUUCAGGUUUCCUGUUGCUUAUCUGGUAAAAGAACGACAGCGUCUUUACCUGUGAAACCGCAGCAGCUAAGGUCAAAAGAACAAAAAAUGAAUCACAGACCAUUUGGAAUUAUGCGACUGUCUUUCUCCUUUCUUUUAUCAUGUGAAAUUGUGGAAACAUGCGUGAUCUUUCAAUUCUCUGGUGAUUUUGUGGCAUUGUGGGAUCAGCCUCGUGGAACGCUUUUGCUGCAGAUUCACUUCUAAAAUGCUCCCGGUGGAAAGCAGCAUGCCUCUGAGCUCUUAGGGACCGCGGGUUGUUUACGUUAAAGCUGCUAUGGCGAGUCUACAGAAUAAGCAAGAAUAACACACACCCCACCCCCCCGGGGAUCUUCCCUGAGAUGCUCCUGCCGGAACCAGAAACCCGCGAGUCCGGACGAAACAAGACAGCGCUAGUGGCCGUUUUCUAGGUCCAAACGUCUUUGUUGUUCGUGACUACAAACAGCGUUUGUCUUUCUGGGACUCUGGUAGUUUGUCCUAAAGUUGAAGUGGUAGCAGCCGGCUGUUUCUCCUUCUCUGAUAUUAUUGAGCGGAGAACCUGUUGCUAAAUACGCAAGUUCCUAAUGAGUAGAGGAUCCAAGGAAGUUCAGCGAGACUAACAACUGGAUGGUCCGAUGGUUGCUUUCUGUUCCAAAUGGAUCAUUGCCGGAGGUUUUUAGAUAAAUGCGAGAAAACCGAUUUAUUAAGUUUUUUGUUUUAUUAUCUCUACAAUAUAUUUAUUGCUAAAUUAUGUUAGAACAUUAAGAGGCAUUUAAAGUGUUUUUAGCUAAUUUGUUUAUGCAAUUUGCCGUUGCAGCUAUAAGCAUUGUUAACGCUUCCGGUCGAAAGCCCGGGUAAUGUUCGCGUGGCCACCCCUUCGAAAGUCACCUUCCAUUUUUUGCACUUUCUAACUGAAGGUAAAGUUAAAGUCCCUUUAGUCACCACACACUGGUGAAUUUACAUGUCUGCAUUCGACCCAUCCCCGUGGGGGGCGGUGAGCUGCAGCAGGAGCCCCAGUCCAACCCCUUAAAGCUGAGUGUCAAGCGGGGAGGUGCUGGGUCCCAUUUUGAAGGUUUUGUUGUGACCCGACUGGGAAUUAAACCCCGAUUGAGAAGGAAACUGUCUUGGGAAGAGUUCCAGACACUUGCAACAACUCUGAGACUAUUUUUGAGGGGAAAUUUAUCCGUGACGUUUUGAACUUGUAAAACAGCAAAAGGACUGACGCCCUGACUCCAGGAUUUUCACUAAGGCCAUUCGUUCUUUGUGGAAGACGUUCGCAGCCCAGUAAGAUACUAGUUUUAGAUUUUCGAUAGGUUGAUUUUUGAGAAAAUAUUAUGUUUAGUACCUAAUAGAAAUUAUGAUGAAGAAAUUUAGAUUUUACUUGAACUUUUAUUCUUGAAGUAGAAAAAAAUGUUAUAAAAUAAAGAUUUAGGGACAAAUUUGAACAGUUCUCUGUAAUUUGGAUGAAAUUCACCCCAGAAGAAUGUGGUCAGUAUAUGUUGCGUGUAUAAAAAAAGUUUGUAAUAAUUUGUCACUUUAAUGAAAAAAUGUUUGAGGUUUUUUUUCUCUUUUUAACCAAAGUUCUUGUUUAGUUGCAGAAUAUUUGUAUGAAAGAGUUUUUAUUGAUAAAACAGGAAGCUUCUGGUGAAGAGUCACUCUGACACACUUUUAGAUACAAAAGCUUGAGACGUCAAAGUCUCAUCUGAAGAUGCCUUUUUCACUUGUUACCCGUCGGGUUUACAACCAACCCACUCUACUGUCCGUUUGCUGAACUGUAAAUCCAGAACCGAGUGUAAACCUGAUGAGCUGGUGUGACGUUUUAAUCGUUCUGCUGCUUUCCAGUCCUGGAUCAGAGGUUGGGACUCCUGAAAGUCCUAAACGUUUCCCCUCUCACUGAUCCAGAUGUGUAAUCAUCGGUUUACGGCUGUAUACGUGUGCCUGUUCUUUAAAAACGUUACGAUUACUUUCAUUUUUAAACGAAUAAAUGUGCAGGA
Nothobranchius furzeri (turquoise killifish) is the source of this 6160-nucleotide messenger RNA. Lineage: Eukaryota; Metazoa; Chordata; Actinopteri; Cyprinodontiformes; Nothobranchiidae. The record is from RefSeq and is a predicted model, not a curated record.